UUUCUACGAGCGUUUGUUGAGAAGUACAGUCUUCGGUGCUUUCGCUGCCGGAACACUUCCUCGCGAUCGCUUCCUUCUACUUCACUUUUUUUUAUUAAAUUAACCGGAUUGAUAGAAUUGAUGUUCUCGGCGAGUGGUAAAAAUUUGAUAGAAAAAUUUUCUAACGCGCCUGAAUUUUCGCUGAGAUAUCGUUCGUAAAGGCGAUGACUACGACGCGAAGAAAGAUGACAGCAGAUACGAGAACGAUCGAAAGGAUCUGCAAAUAAUUGAAAUUUCCAACGAUUCGAAUAAUUAUUAGAAAAAGAUUUGAAAAUCAGGAUGAGCAAGGAAGGAGGCAACCAGGACUCUCCUCAGGGAGGCGAUACUUCGAAGAAAGACUCGAAUGCGGACCUUUACGAAAAUCGAGGGACGAAGAAAAUCAUACGUUUAGUUACCGUGAUGGCUUACAUGUUCUCCGUAAGUUUCGUCGCCAUAGUUUUGAGCGCUUAUUACUUGUUCCUCUGGGAACCGCCGAAUCCAAAACUCAUACGGCGACCGGUUCAUUUAUCCUCCGAACCCGAAAUACAGUUUCUACUGGCCGAUGAACCGAAUUUGCCAAACGACGUCUCGAUGAACGAUUUUCUUUCAGUGAUGGCAACCGAACAGAAAGGAUCGAACACCACCCGCAAAAAAUCGUUCGGCGGUCGCAUCGCCGAUGAUCAUUACAGCGGAAAGAAACAUCGGAGAACGUUGAACGAAUCAUUGGCGCUAUUGAGAAACUCUUUGGUAGAAUUUAUGCGAAACAGGAUCAACGAUUCCAAGUUUAACGGUGAUUUAUCAACGGAAUCGAAUGAAAAGAAUAAAACAGACUUUUCAAAAAUGAUCGAUCGUACGUUCAAAAAUAAUGCCACAUUCCUGACACUGAAUUCUUCCGCUAUUCCCGGAGAUGAAGUGAAUAAUGAUCGUUUUACGAGUACCAGAAACAGGCCCGUGUUCAAAACAGUGUUAUACACGACGGAAGACACAAUUGUCGCUCGAGAAGAAAACAAACGAAGCGUUUCGAAAAGUUUCGGCAAGGAAAAUUCUUCUGAAAGUUUAUCGAAAGUUAAGGAAUUUGCAAACUCGAAUGAAGGAUUUGUAAAUGGGCUCGAUACGAAAGAGAAAUAUCAUCGACGAUCGAGAGGAUCGUCAGGAAAAUUGGCGAACGUUGCGUCCGACUUGAAAGAAACGCAAAUAGAAAAGAUGACGAUAAAAUCAACGACCGUGGGAGAAGAAGAAACCGAUUCACCGGAAAUCCUAACUACUCAGCGAGAAAAAGAUUUGUCGCCGACUUUAACAGAGAUCAACGGAACAUUUUCAAAUAUAUUACCGCUUCCAACAGUCGAAGAUUUGUCGACUAACUCGAGUACAGAAAGCAAAGAGAUAUCUACUGAAAAACAGACUAAAGUUUUACUUAAUUAAUUGAUUAGAAAAUUGAAUCGAAGAAAGGAAGUAACAUAAUUUGCUAGAGUAUUAUUCGUAUCAGUAUAGUUGAUGUUGUUGAAAAGAACGAUUCUUCAAUAGGACAAUUGCAGAGAAUUUGCAUUUAUAGAGUAUUCAAGAUUGUUGUUAACUAUUUUGUAUAUAUAUAGAACGAUUUAACUUGGGCCAAUGUAUGAUCUUCAACUUUGCGCGAAUGCUAAAGAUUGAGAGUAUACAAUUUGUUAGAUCGAAUAAUCGUCCAACUAAAUGAUAAAUUACUUAAUGAAAACGCGUGAUAAGAUUUUAAUUUUGAUACUGAAUGACUAUACGAUCGAAGCUGAGGUGAACGAAAUCGUGUUUAAGCAUCAUGAUCAAAAUUGUAUUUGUUUCAAAUAAAUUUUUAAGUGUAUAAUAAAAAGAUCGAAGAAAUAUACAAGUAUAAAAAUA
Messenger RNA from Osmia bicornis bicornis, 1887 nucleotides. RefSeq lists its product as uncharacterized. Lineage: Eukaryota; Metazoa; Arthropoda; Insecta; Hymenoptera; Megachilidae. The record is from RefSeq and is a predicted model, not a curated record. The coding region runs from base 319 to 1440 and encodes 373 amino acids. The transcript is spliced from 2 exons.